Staurois parvus is the source of this 450-nucleotide messenger RNA. Lineage: Eukaryota; Metazoa; Chordata; Amphibia; Anura; Ranidae. The record is from the annotation of a GenBank genome assembly.
AUCGGGCCCCCAGGUGGGGCAACAGGCAUCGGGCCCCCAGGCGGCGCAACAGGCAUUGGGCCCCCAGGCGGGGCAACAGGCAUCGGGCCCCCAGGCGGAGCGGCGGGCGCCGGACCCCCAGGCGGAGCGACAGGUCUCAGGCCCCCAGACGGGGCAGCGGGCGCCGGACCCCCAGGCGGAGCGACAGGUCUCGGGCCCCCAGGCGAAGCGGUGGGCACCGAGUCACCAGGCACGACAGUGGGCUCCGAGUCAACUGGCAUGACCGCUGGCACUGGGUCAGACAUUGGAUCGUCUGGCUGGACAGCGGGCAUCGGGUCACCAGGCAUCAGGUCAUUUGGCUCGACAGCGGGCACCGCGUCAUCUGGCAAGGCAGUGGGCUCCGAGUCAACUGGUAUGACCGCGGGCACUGGGUCAGACAUUGGAUCGUCUGACUGGACAGCGGGCAUCGGG